Molecule: messenger RNA, 7596 nt
Organism: Melopsittacus undulatus (budgerigar)
Lineage: Eukaryota; Metazoa; Chordata; Aves; Psittaciformes; Psittaculidae
Product: cohesin subunit SA-2-like
Exons: 34
Coding region: 258-3851 (1197 amino acids)
Biological process (GO): sister chromatid cohesion
Cellular component (GO): nucleus; chromatin; cohesin complex
Molecular function (GO): chromatin binding
Source: RefSeq, a predicted model, not a curated record
GGCCGUGAUUGACGAGGGGUCGCAGACGGGGCUCAGGCCGCCGCAGUAAGGGGCGGGGGAGCGGGUACCCAAGGGGCGGUGUCGACGCGCACCCGGGCCUGCGGAGCGCGUCCCCGGCGCAGUUUUCAGCUGCUGUUUCACCUGCAAGAACUAGAGACUUGAUAAAUUUUUAGCACUACUGAUCUUGGUGAAUUGCCUCAAAAGAAGUGCUGCUCUGGUUAGCUUGCUGCCUGUACUGCUGAAAUAAUGUAGCGGAAAUGAUAGCCGAGCCCAACACAGCCAAUAACCUUCCCAGCCAAAAAGAGAAUGCUGUCCGUGAUGAGACUGUGCCUGAGUCUGCUGUGCAGAAUAUCAGCUGUGUGAGAAAUGGCAACCUGAAAACACCAAGAGAGAAGCGGAAGGUUCGACAGCAGUGUGAGAACAUAAGGAGAAGUUCUGCCAGUAGCAAAAGAGUGAGCCGGCUGCAGAAUGGCCAAGUGGUUGAGGCAGUUACGUUGUUUGAAGUGGUUAGCAUGGGGAAGCAGGCUAUGCAGUCUGUAGUAGAUGACUGGGUUGAAGCUUAUAAACAAGACAGGAAUGUGGCACUUCUAGAUCUGAUCAACUUCUUCAUUCAGUGUUCUGGCUGUCAAGGCAUGGUGACAGCAGAGAUGUUUCAAAGUGUGCACAAGAAGGAUGUAAUGCAAAAAAUGACAGAGAACUUUGAUGAGGAAAGUGGGUUGCAGUACAAGAAAUUCAUCGCCUAUCCCUGGAUCCUGACAGUUACUUGGCCGGUAGACAUGGGCAAUGAAGACUACCCAUUGAUCAGAACAGGACCCUAUUGGAAGAAGUUCAAGGCCAAUUUCUGUGAAUUUAUUGCUGUGCUUGUCCAACAAUGCCAGUGCAGCAUCCUGUAUGAUAGCUACUUGAUGGAUGCUAUCAUCUCACUGCUUACGGGCUUAGCAGACUCCAUGGUCAGAGCAUUUAGACACACAAGCACUUUGGCAGCAAUGAAACUUCUGACAGCAGUUCUAAGUGUACGUCUGAACCUUGAUGUCAACAAGCACAAUGCACAAAGAUUAUAUGAGGUGGAGAAGAAGAGGAUAAGUGGCAAGAGGACCAAUUACAGACUUGAUCAGCUAGAGAGAAAAAGGAAAGAGUAUGAACAUAAGCUUCUGGAGAUACAGAAUAUGAUGAACGCUAUUUUCAAAGGGACCUUUCUAAACCGUUACCGUGAUGUGAUCCCUGAGAUCCGAGCAACUUGCAUUGAAGAAAUUGGCAGAUGGAUUAAAACAUACCCAGAUGCUUUUUUAAAUGAUAGCUACUUAAAAUACAUUGGGUGGAUGCUGUAUGAUAAGCAAGCUGAAGUGCGGUUGAAGUGUCUUCUGGGACUGCAGGGAAUUUAUAGCAGAAAAGAAUUUGUGUCCAGAAUGGAUCUCUUUACUACCAGGUUCAAGGAUCGAAUUGUGUCCAUGCCUCUGGACAAGGACCAUGAAGUAGCAGUUCAAGCCAUGAAACUCUUGAUGCUUAUGUCACAGAACUGUGAGGAUGUGUUAUCAGCUGAGGACUGUGAAACGUUAUACCAGUUUGUUUAUACCACACACCGUCCGCUUGCAGUAGCAGCUGGGGAAUUUCUUUAUAAAAGGUUGCUUAGUCAUGGGGGAGAUGAGGAAGCUCAGCCCAAAGGAGGAGGGAAGUUUGGGGCGAGUACUGACCAACUGAAAAGAUUAAUACAUUUUUUCAUGGACAGUAAGCUACACAAACAUGUUGCAUACCUCAUAGACAGCUUGUGGGACUGGGCAGGCAAAUUCCUGAAGGACUGGGAGUGCAUGACCACUCUUCUAUUAAAAAAUGCUGAAGAAGAUGAAGAAGAACUGAGUGAUGCCUAUCAAAAUGCCCUCAUUGAAAUCAUCCUCGCAACAGUUAGAGAAGCAGCUGAAGGUCAUCCUCCAGUGGGCAGAGGUGCAGCCAAAAAAAUUCUUUCAGUGAGAGAGAAGAAAAUACAAUUGGAAGAUUGUACCAAAAUUACUGAACACUUUAUUAUGGUGCUCCCUCAGCUCUUGGCAAAGUAUUCAACAGAUGCACAAAAAGUGGCAAAUCUUCUGCAGAUUCCCCAGUAUUAUGAUUUAGAUGUUUACAGUACGGGACAUCUAGAGAAGCAUUUGGAUGCCUUGCUGAGAGAGAUGAGGGACAUUGUGGCCAAGCAUUCUGACAUGUCUGUCCUUGAGGCUUCUUCCAGGACUUAUUAUGUCCUCUGCAGUGAAGAGAUUGCCAUCUAUAGCCAGGUCGAUCAUGCCCGGUCUCAACUGAUAGAUGAGUUGAUGGGACAGCUUAAUCAGCUACUAGAUGGCUUCUGGCAAAAGGAAGAAGGAUUUUGUAUGGAUGCAGGAGAAACUUCCCGGAUGCACUGUGUUUUGAGAAGAGUAGCAGCUUUUCAUAAUGCACACGAUCUCACCAAGUGGAAUCUGUAUGAUAAGACUUUAAGGUUGCUGGUGUUUGAAAUGGAACAUGGGAGUUUGCCUGUUCUGGUUGUCGUGCCAGCUCUCCAGUGCACAUAUUUUUCUCUCCUGUGGCAACUAGCUGCAGUUUCAGAAAAUUCUCCCAAGGAGACUCUUUUUGCACUAGGAAGGGAGCUGAGACAUUUCAGUCAGAUUUGCAUGCACUUCCUCCACCAUAAGGAUAAAGAUGUAAAAGAAAAGGCCUUCCUAAUACUCUGUGACUGGUUGCUGAUUUUGAGUCAUCAGGAUGCAAAUAAUAAUGAAGAAGUAGUUGGACUUCUAGAUUAUCUUCCUAGCACAUCCCUUCAGGAAAAACUGCUUUUAUUUAUUCAGGAACAUGUUUUCAGGGGGGAAGAAGAGGAAAGCAAAGACCUGACAGAAGAGGAGGAAAGCAAGGAUGAAAGUUGCAAACUUGACAACUUGCACAAAAAGCGGAGUCUUCUUGCAGCAUAUUGCAAGUUAAUAGCAUACAAUGUGGUAGAGAUGACUGCAGCUGCUGAGAUCUACAAGUAUUAUGUUAAGACCUACAAUGAUUUUGGAGACAUAAUUAAAGAAACUUUAAGCAAGACGAGACACAACAACAAAAUUCAGAGUACCAAGGCACUCAUUAUCUGUCUGCAGCAGCUGUUUCAGGCACAUGCAGAAAGCCACGACAGCAGUGGUGGUUUGGACUUCUUCUCUGCGUCCUUCACAAACAUGAAAGAACUUGCUCGUCGCUUUUCACUAACAUUUGGCUGGGACCAAGUGAAAUCUAGAGAAUCUGUAGCCAUGAUACACAAGGAAGGGAUUGAAUUUGCUUUUCAAGGAGCUAAUGGAGUACAUGGAAAAUGCUUGCCUCCUAACUUGAGCUUUCUGUUAAUCAUCAGUGAAUUUUCCAACAAGCUGCUAAAGCCAGACAAAAGACUAGUGUAUGCUUACUUACAGAGGUAUGUAGCAGAACCACUGCCUUGCAGAGGAGACGAAUGGCAGCCGUUGAUUUGGUACAGGAACUCGUUAUUGGCAAAUGAAGACGAGGAGAGCUCUGUGCUUGGCAGUUCAGGAGAGUGGUCCCCUGUGGGCACAUCUAAGACGUCUUCUUUUAAAAGGAAAUUGUCUAAUGGGUCUUUGCCUGAAACCAGCCAGACUGAGGCCACAAGGAAAGCUCCAGAGCCACAGUCUGCUUCCCAGCUUGCCUCUGCAGCAGGCAAGAGCAGGAAGAGAUUGAAAUCUCAAGAGAUGCACUUGCAGGAACGCCUGCCAUUCCUUUGUCCACGAGGACUGCGUGGAAGAUCCUGCAAAUAUGAGAUUAAGACAGAAGAGGUCUCAGAGGAGGGUCAAGCAGAGGACACAGCUGAAGAUGUUGAUGUUGAUGUGGUUGGUGCAGACCAGGACAGUUAAGACACUGAGAGGAUAAAUGGGAGUGGAGAACACGCUGCCAUUGCUUUCUGCAAAUUAUUUAACUGAAAAUGGGGUUGUGAUAGCAUUGACCAAGGCAGCAGGAGAUGCAUGUCAACCCUAACCACUGCCUGCGGGCUCCCUCCAGAAGCUGGUGCUGGCACUGGUUGGUUUCUCCAUGUUGCUGUUUGUGGGUUACCAAUUUGGGUGUUGCACCUAUGAGGUUGCAGGUGUUAUGAACAUGAUUCAUUGCUCAGCUGCAUCUUGGUCCUUGAUGCUGCCCUGGAGAAACUCCCAACCUAAGACUUAGAAUCAGGGUAUUGAGUCAAGGGCUCUGUAAACUAGGUGAGGCAGACUUGCUCAAGCCCGUUCAGCGGCAGCAUUCUGACAGUAUAUUCAUUGCCAUUUGAGAUAACCAAGAUGGACAUCUAAUUGUUUCUUUCUACAAAUGCUGGGAAGAAAGGAGCCUGCCCCACUGCAAGCACUAUGACCUGCUGGGUGGCAGCAGAUGACCUGUCUGUGUCAUUUCCUGCUUGUGCAAUGGAAAAUCUGGAUCAAAUCACCUGAAAGUAUUUGUAAAUUCCAGUGGUGGUGGUGGUGAUCCAUGUAGAUGGGGACAUGUUCUUGGGAGGUUUGCAUCAAGGCCUCCAAGUAACAAAGAAAGAAACAGCAGGCCAGUUGACCAAGUAUUUUCCUCUGGAAAAAAUUGUUCAUACAGAGUGAUCAUGGAAAAUGUAAAGCCUGAAAAGGCAAUGUAAAUAGUCUGUAAAUAUGGUCCUUCAAAAGGAUUUUUUCAGUGACAAUCUGCCAAUGAUCUUCAUGCAAGAGUGUUUCAGAGGCAGUAGGCUAGGGAGUGCUGACUGCCCCUUUGUCACCACACCAUGGAAUUGUACAUUGCAUUAAUCCCAUCAGCUUUAUUUCUUUUAUUUCUUUUUUUUGUAUAUAUAUAUAUAUUUGGAUUGUAACUGUGUAAAAUAAAUGACAGAACUAUUGCCAGCCAUUAGUACUGAAUGUGCCACUUCUGUUCCCUCACUGAGCCUGGAGGAAGAGCAGCAGCAGUGCUGCAGGCCUUCUGGUGUGCCCUGUUACUAAGCAGACUGAGAUGGGAGUUCCCAUGGACAUGGAAGUGAAAGCCAUGAAUGGCUCCUGGUCGUUAUCAGCUGUCCUGAAGUGGCAGUGGUAAAACCAUUAGGGUUCAUUUUGCACAGUUAGUUAAGCAUGCAGUAGGUGAGCACCAGGGAGAGGUGGCACUGCUCAAUGUGGUGCUGAUUCUCACUCAGAUCAGCUUGUUCUUGGCUCCCUUGCAAUUCCCUCCCCCUGCCCCAAACCAGGAAUGUGAUUGAUAGUGAUGUUUCCUUUCCCCACCUUAAUCUGUGGAUUGGGGCCUGAGCAUUUACAGGUGGGCAGAAUACUGAUGGACUAAGCAUGCAGUUAUACCUGGGGACACAUCAAGCAUGCAGAUGCUUUCAUUCUUGUAACCAAAGAUGAGGGAUGGGAAUUGCCUUUCCUGGAGAGGUAUAGUCAUCUUUAUCCUUCAUCUGUUUAUAAAGAAAAGGCACUGCCAUGGUAACACCAUGAUUUGUUCUACGGGGUCUGGUCUGCGCAUAUGCUUCAGGAAAAAAGGAGCUUGGUUAUCACAGAUACAACAGCAGGAUUUAGUAGCCACUUUGUUAAACACAGCAGCAGCUACAGGCUCUGCAGCAGAGACCUACCGUGUACCACAGCACCAGCAAAGAAGUGUCAUUGUCAGUAAGAGUGAGGCAACAAUUUCAAGCUGCUGUGACACUGAUGAAUAUCCAUGGAAUGUGUCAAUAGCAAACAACUGAAAGGGGGGGACAGACAAAAGCGCUGAAUGCCCACAACAAAUUAGUGCACAUCACUGAUCAAGUAACAUUUAUACAAAGGAUUUUAAAAAAAUUGGUUCCUUUCUCCAUGAAUGAACACACUCAUUUUAGAUCAAGUAUGAAACAGACUUCAUCAUUAAAUAAUCCUUUUGUAAUGAACAUCAAUGAAAAGACUGAAGUUUAAAAGGGCAAGCAGAAUUAGAGUUGGGGUAAACAAGGACCACACAGAGAAGAGAAGCAACUUGUGUCUCAGGCAUUCGCUUUCCUUGUUGUGCACUGAGAUGCUCAGCUUGUCAGGUCAGACUCCGCUUGCAAGCGCGAGCUGAGUCGCACUCUCAUAGUCCUGACUCCUCCUUGCCCUGGGGCCACCUGCAGUGCAGGCCUGGUGGCAAUGGUCUCCUCAUAUCCCACACCAGGACAGAAACAGGAUGGAGACGGUCAGUGCACCACACAUCAACUUUGAGAGUUACACAGUUCUCUUAAAAACAGUAGACUACUUGUCUCUAAAGUCAAAUAUUGUUAUUCUUUCCAAAAGGAAUUACACAACAUCUGUAAAUAAAUAUUUUAAAUCUAUUUUACAAACUAUAGGCUAUGGAAUAAAUAAAAAAAAAUUCAUCAUUCCAUACAAAUGCACUUCUUUUAUUUAAAAGGUAGUGUAGUGAUUAAAUAUUUUUAGCACAAAACUAAGCUGACUCCCUGGCAACAAACCCCGCUGAACAUACAGGCAUGUAGCAGACCCGCUGCAGACUGUCCCUUCUCUUCUGCAUGUGCUGACCACGAGUAACUGCUACUCAAAGUCCUCUUUGUAGUCAUACUCAUCCAAGUCUACAUCAGCCAGAUGGGAAGGCACGUCAAAAAAUGGUCUUUUUUCCAUUUGGUACUUGAGGACACUGGCCUUCUGGUGGUCUGCAGGAUCCAGUUCUGCUUCAUACCUGGGAGGAGGCGAAGAGAAAAUGAAGGAGUCUGCCUGCAUCAGGAACCAACUAAAAGUCAGAACAGUGGCAAGGCACUUGCAGGAAGAAGAUGAAAAAUUCACACUGGAUUGUCAAGCAGUCACUUCACCUCAGGCAGUCAUUGCAGCCCGUCAGUGCAGGAAGGGAUUUUAAGGGAGUUUUGGUACUACUCAGAAACGUAACACGCUCAUAAGUUUUGCUCCAAAGCUCCAUCCAGCCUUGCCUUGAACAAAUCCUCCAUAUGGUUGUGUGCAUGAUACUUGAAACACUUUGACAAAUUACGAAGUAGUAGUUAAUGGAGACAACAAGCAUCACAAUCUAUGCCCCAAAGAAACAAAGCAGCAAAACUUAAGGAACACUGGGAUAACAGUUUUUAUCCAUCUGUGCAGAAGGUCAACAGUUGAACUACGGCUUACACAUCAAACCCAACAAGGGAUGCAGAAAGUAACUAAAUAAAAGGCACCAUUUUGGAGGCUGUGCUUCCACAGGACAGUGUUUUUCUUAACUGUCAGUUUUUCCCCUACAAGAUCUGUAACAAAUCUGCUAAUGCCAAAACCAGAGACAACCUACAGGUGGAGAGCCAUUUGAGCUGACAAACACCAGGCUCAAAUAAAUGAGAACUGGAUGUUUCACACUGCAUGUUUUAUCAUGCAUCUUCUCCAUAUCUCAGCAUACUCCCUACAUUAUCCUUACCCUAACACACUGGUUUUCCUUAAGGAGUGCAUUUACAUAAUGAAGGUGUACUUUGUCAAGUUUUAGGGUUAUUAGGAUUCUGGUUUAAUACCUUUAAUGUAUUCUCUGUAUUGCUGAAGCUGUGCCUAUACCAGGGGAAGAACAAACUUCAUGGAAGUACCUGAAAACUAGGUGUUCCAGACCUCUUAGAAGCUUACUGAAAACUGAAUAUUGAAGGUAAAUCUUAAUUUUUUUUAAUAAAGUUUAAUUUGAGAAGCA